Mytilus trossulus (common blue mussel) is the source of this 4660-nucleotide messenger RNA. RefSeq lists its product as uncharacterized. The record is from RefSeq and is a predicted model, not a curated record. Gene Ontology annotation, biological process: cell-cell junction assembly; cell-cell adhesion. The transcript has 11 exons. Gene Ontology annotation, cellular component: plasma membrane; cytoplasm; nucleus. NCBI's taxonomy places the organism in Eukaryota, Metazoa, Mollusca, Bivalvia, Mytilida, Mytilidae. Gene Ontology annotation, molecular function: zinc ion binding; cadherin binding. Bases 164 to 1819 code for a protein of 551 amino acids.
AUUAUCAUUGCGUUCUAAAUAUGAAUUAUGUCAACAAUCUACGCCACAUGUGUUAUUGAGAUGACCAUUGUGAAUUAUUCAUGCAAUAAUAUACACACUAACAUAUACAAAACAUUUAAACAUUUCAAUAUGCAUCUAUAGUUGCAUAAGGAAAAACGUGACAAUGUUUCAGGAAAACAAAAACCUGAUAUUAUGCUAUAUUUGUGUUGAAGAGAUUGCCACAGAGUUUUGUAGAGACUGUAACCAGUAUUUCUGUGAUAAAUGUAAACUUCAUCAUUUGAGAAUAUCAAGUUUACGUGAUCACCAGUUCACUUCUUAUGAUCAGAGAGAGGGACAAAAACAAUGGCAUGUAGAACGCGGUAGAGGAGUUGUAAGGAAACGAUUUGAUACUCAAGAUUUAUCACAGGAGUGUAGAUAUCUGUGCUUACACUGCGGACCACCGAUAGUUAACAAGAAGCAGUGUUCAUCACAUUCAAAUCAUCUAGUGUUUGAUAUCAUUGGUGAAGAGAGUAAGCAACACUUACCAAAGAUUAUCCAAAUGUUACAAACCUGUUCGACUGAUACCAAAGAGAAUAUCCUGUUUGUACUGCAAAGUAUUCUAGAAGGCAGCUCAAAAUCUAUGCAGGAUGCAUUUUAUGAGACAGACGGUGUCAAGUUUAUAUUUGAAAUGUUUUUUGAAACACGUGACACUGCUGUCUUGGACUAUAUAACAUCCGUGAUGCUUGUUAUACCACCUGGAAAACUAGAUGAGAAAACUAUUUUCGAUGUGACAGGCUUGUUGGUAAGGACUGUUAUAAACUUUGGCAUAAUAAAUCCAGAGGAUGCUCGGUUACCACUUUUCCUUAAUGGUAUCGGUAUUAUAAGAAAUUUCAGCGAUUUAGCAUUCAGAGAUUUCCAAGAUGGAAAUGAUCAUAUGAUUAUACAACUCAGAGAACACAAACAUUUAGUCUCUUGUUUAAUUGAAACAGUCAGAUUGUACGUUACAAAGUUUGACGAAGUAGAGAGCCAAUGUGUAGAACACUGCAUGUGUACCAUAGAAAAUUUAUCACACAAUGUAAUCGAUGUAAGACAUGAAGAAGAACAUGGUCAUAAAAUUUCAGGAUUGACUGCACUUUUCUCGAAGAUACAUAAAGGUAAACAGAAAAAGACAAAAGAAAAAAAAGAUAGCCAUGGUUUACCAGCAGAUGAUUCAGAGAGUGCAGUCCAUGAAUAUGAAGUACUGUGGAAGGAUGCCUCUAUUGGACUGUUCUGUAAAAUAAUUACUAAUGAAAAGACACAUCCAAUAACGUUGAGGACAACAAUGGGAGUAUUGAUUAACCUCCUACCGUUUAACUGGCAUGGAGCUGUAAAUAUCAGUGCAACAUUGAGAAAUCAAAUGGUUCUACCAGUUCUAAUCGAUUGCCUGUCUGACCUAAGGGAUCAAGUGUUGGUCACAAAAACAUGCCAUCUUAUACUAUGUCUUACUUUUGAUGAAAAGAACAAGUAUUUGUUCGGAGUAUGCGCCAUGAAACAUUUGCUUAGUUUGUUGACAAUGAGGACGUACAGUGAUACAUUAUCAGAUGAUAUCGUUUUACCGGUACUUUCAAUUUUAACAGAGAUCGUAAGGGAUCAUGAGGAUUUAGCAUGGAAUUUGGUAAAGGAAAACGGUCUUGAGAAAAUUAAAUUCAUCAAAUUUACCCCGGAGAUAUAUUCAGUGGAAAUAAAGGAAAAAGCAUCUGAACUCCUUUCAGUUUUAUGGAAUAAUAAGCACAAACAUGUGUAUUUACAUGACUCCAGCACAUUAACAAAAGAGGAAGUAAAGGCUGAUUACGUGUUGUAAGAUCCUGUCGACAUUUAUCUUACAGCCUCUCAAUGACAGGAUUUAAAUAAAUGUAUAUUGGUAUUGUCAUUUGCAUUGUUAUACCAUCUUUUAUCUUUCUAUUCGUGUUUUAUUUUGUCUUUGCAUUAUCAAUAAUUAUCAAGUUGUUUUGCUGCAUGCAUGCAUCAUGUUUUGUUAUAUCUGGAUAUCAUUAAUUUUACAAUAAUUAAAUCAAAAUGUUGCAUGCAUAUAGUAAGAUAAAAUAACUUAAGAUUCUAGUUAUGCUCUAAAUUUAGCAUAAAUAUAAAGUUAACUUAUAUAACUAUAUAAAAAUAUAUCCCCUGAUAAAACAAAAAUCUUCUUGUAGCAACUUCUUUUUGAAUAGUUCUUUUAAGUAAUAAAUGCUUGUGUCAAAUAUUAUAAUACUCAAUGUAUUUGUGUAAUAUGUUGUGGAUUCUUGUUUGUCACAAUUUUAUCAGGAAUAAAAGGAAAUGAUAUGUUUCCGUCAACACAACAGCACCAAAUCCAAAAUGUAUCUUAUUGACUUUCCUUUUCUAUUCAUUGUUUUCUAUGAUUAUCCCUUUUUGGUAUCGUUGUAUCACAUGUGCGCGGUGUUUUACUCUACAUAAAGAUAACAUCUUUUGAACGUUUUGCAAUUCCAGAAACAUGAUAAGACUGUAGGAUUAACAUUUUAUAUGAAUAAAAACGUUUCUCUUAAAAUCAAAAUAGAACUGACCACUUUCACGAAGAAAUUAGUUAACACGCCGAUGGCAUGAUAUUAGUUGAAACUGUUCUCUAUAUAGUUUAUCAGGAUGCCAAUUUGAAAUUCAUAUUUGCGGUUUAAUUCAUUUUUCAACAUAUUUUUGUUUCUUAAAGUAGUAAAGAGAAGUUCCUUACUUUCAUGUUCAAAGAAAUUUUAUAAAAAGAAAUUCUUGUCUUUGAAAAUAAACCAUGAAAGAUAUAUCUCUCACCGAUUCUUAUUAUUCCACUUGUUUUAAGCUGCUAUAAUUAUAUUUUUUCAGUUGUAAGGUAAUAAGAUAAAAGUCUAGUAACUUAUGAUCACAAUAAAUAAUUUAAGUACCAUAAGGACAUUGAAGUCAAUGCCCCAAUACGAUCAACAUAUAAAAAAAUACCAAUAUAAACAAAAACACAAAAUAAAGAUAAAAUCAGAAUGAUACAAUACCAACAGUGUCUUGGUGUAUGCCUAACAUGCAAUAUAGUUAUGACAUAUAUUUAUUUCUACGUAAAGACUUUGAUCUGAUAAUGUAUAGUUUUGUUAUUAUUAUGGGAGUGUCAUCCCACAAGAAGUCCGUCUAAAACUCGUUGACAGUCAACGUUCUAUAUUGAUUUAAUUUGCAUGACACAGAACGAAUGCGUGUAAAAUUGCUUUUUCGUUGAUUUCGUUGAAGAUUACUUGAGUUUUCGCGAGACAUAUUCAUAUUAUCGAAUUUUUAACUUUCGAAUCUAGGUCUCGUAACUCUGAAACAACUUAUCUCAAUUAAAAUCGUUAAAAUUGAAAGGUAUAUGUAACAUGCAAUGUAUAUGCACUUUUGUAAUUUGAAAACGCAUGUUCGAAUUAAAGGCAUGACGAACUGCGUAACAUUUGAUGAUUAAAGGAACAAAACUCUGGAACGACUUAUCUGAAAAUUAUCAAAAUCGACAGUUUAUAGUCGUCACGGAACAAACCAUAAUUGAAUUAAAAGUCAGUAAUAAUUUGUUUGGGAAUGUUUGAGUUAAUCAGAGAUUUGCGCAGUUAGAAAAAUUGAAAAACACAAAGACAUAUAAAAAGUUUUUAACGGUAUUUUAAAUAACAUAUCUUCCAACUACAAACUUUCAAAAAUAAAACUGCCAGGGUCCAUUCCUCAUGGUAAAGAAUAAGAAAGAUAAAGUAGGUGUCAUUUCAUUAAGUUCAUUGAUAAAGCUAACAAAUAUAGUUUUAUGAAAAUUAAAAUUACUUUAAUUUUGAUAGAUAAUAUUGUAGUCAGAAUUUAUACUGGCUGUAUUGUAAUCUUCCUUUUAAUUAUGCAUUCUGUAUAAAUUUCUUAUAAGAAACGCUUACUUGUGUGAUUUCUUCGUUUUAUUUUAACUCAUAUUCCUUAUUACAAAUUUGUUGCAUUCAUGAACGUUAUCUUGUGGAAUCAUACUUAGCGUCGGAGAACGUGAUAAUCGUUUAAGGUGGUAUGGGAGUUCAUACUUAGCCAAUACGAAGUAUAUUGUUCACAAAUAUAACAAAAAUGAUAGGUCAAUGUGCAUUUUCUCAAGCUUUUGGUUAUGACAAAUGGCACAUUUUGUAUGAAUUAUUCAGGAAAUAACACCAUUUUGUUAUUGGAAUCUAAUCUAAAUGAUAGAUUUGUAAACUAGAUUACGAAAAGAUAGCUUUUAGACAAGGCUUUGAGAAUAUCAAAAGAAAAGAUAGGGUCACCGUACGUUUUUUACGUUUAAAAAAAUAAAACUUCAACCAAAAUAAUAUUCACAUGUAAAUAUAUUGAUUUUUAUAAGUUACAUUCUUAUAAAUGGGUUCUUUUGAAUGAAAAUUCACGUUAGUUAUCUGCAUUCCAGCAUCAAAUUUUGCUAACUUGAUAGAAAAUCUGGACCUUAGAAUCUCUGUUUUAUACAAUCCAAGAUGGCGAAAGACACCCGUACCAUCUUAAGAAUUCCAUUUAUCAGUGCUACAAGGGCGAUGAUUUUUUGUCACUAAAUUUUCCACUGUCUAAAGGGCGCAGAAACAAACGUGUUCUAUAUUUGUGGAUACAUGUAAAAUCUUUGCAUUAUUUUAAUCCAUUCCUUGCUUUGAAAAAUCUGAUAAUGAGAUUGUUGUGUUAUGUCUGUUUCUCUUACCGUAAUAAAAUUAGGCGACGACAA